UCAAUGUCGGCUCUAUUCAGUCCACUUGUGUCCGCCAAUGAUGGGCUGAUCAUGCAACGGUGACCUCUUACGUGAUACGGUGUAUGCGAAAUGGAAAUUUCCGCACUGUCAGGCGGGUCGAAUCUCCUGAAGCGUCGACAUUCUCAACAAUCGAAUCCCCGUUCCGUUGUUCCAUCCCGAAUCUUUGUCGCAGCCAAGCCCGACCGUGUGCAGUCGGUUUCAACCCUCGGGCCGUCUCCGUCGAGAUCUCAACCAGUUAGUCAACUUCAAAAUUCGACCCGAGUCUCGGAAACAAGUCGGAUGAAGGCCGAUGGCCUCACCGCAACACCCCGUUGUAUGAGUUUUCUUCAGACGUAGAGGACGAUGCACCCACUCGGUCCGUGUUAGCCCAGAAAAGCUAUCGUGCUUUCCGUCCACUGAGCAGGACAUGGAUACUGAUGCCUGAGACGGCGCGGACCUCUUCC
This is a messenger RNA of Aspergillus brunneoviolaceus CBS 621.78, 464 nucleotides long. RefSeq lists its product as uncharacterized. The record is from RefSeq and is a predicted model, not a curated record. The transcript has a single exon. Bases 91 to 357 code for a protein of 88 amino acids. NCBI's taxonomy places the organism in Eukaryota, Fungi, Ascomycota, Eurotiomycetes, Eurotiales, Aspergillaceae.